This is a messenger RNA of Neodiprion fabricii, 827 nucleotides long. Its product is annotated as holotricin-3-like. The coding region runs from base 423 to 707 and encodes 94 amino acids. The record is from RefSeq and is a predicted model, not a curated record. The transcript is spliced from 2 exons. Lineage: Eukaryota; Metazoa; Arthropoda; Insecta; Hymenoptera; Diprionidae.
AGUGGUACAGAAUCGAGAUCUCAAAACCAUAUCACACACUCAGUUGAGUUUGGUACACAGAGCGGAAUCGUUCGGCUGUAACAAAGGGUGGUAUAAUAAUAAUCGGUUAACGGUUAAACGCACGUCAUAUUCCAGUGAAAAUUAAUCUACGCGUCUUAAUGUAUCUUUCUCGUUACGAUAUUGCGUCUCCAGAGGUGGAAUCUUACGCGAUAAAUCGACCGAUUUGCAGAUCUUGUUAACGAUUCCCGCCUCCAAGCAAACACAAGUGACGCUCUGAGGUCUGUUGAACGAUACUUUAUUUAUCCUCUUGUUCGAAAAAAAUUUCCGCAGCCGAAGUCAGUCGUUGGAAAGGAGCGAGACGCGGAAGAUAUCGCUCGUUCGCUUCAGGAGUCGCAGUGUGAAUUCGAAGUCGAUCAUCCAUCAUGAACCUGUCGUUGGUAAUUAUCGGCAUUUGCUGCAUUCUCUUGACCCCUGAUCUGAUCACCGUAUCGCAUCAACGUGGAGGAGGUGGAGGUCAUGGCGGUGGUCACGCCGGUGGUCAUGGCUUUGGUCAUGGCGGUGGUCACGGUGGUCGCCAUGGCUUUGGUGGUCAUGGUGGUCGCGGUCGAGGAGGAGGUUUCCGCAGGGGUGGCGGAUUCGGAGGACUAGGAUAUGGAUAUGGUUUUGGAUACCCACGUUACUGUUAUCCCUAUUGUUUCUUCUUCUAAACGGACCUCGCAUAUCUUCCGCACGCAUUUAACGAUAAACUAUUCAACCAAUAUCGGAAUGCAAUUCUCCACCUUGACGUCGAUUUUAACAUAUCUAUAUGUACUUUUUAUUAUAUAUAU